GGUCAACACAAACCAGGGGACAGAGACACGAGAAAGAAGAAGAUAGUAGGUAGAAGAAAACGAGAGGCAAGGGUCAGGCAUAAUAUGCUCUCUCACUAGCCUAAGAAUUUGUAGAAGCGAAAACCAUGGAUUAGGGUUUUUCAGUUUCCUCUUUCAAUCGAUUAACCCACAGAACAAAGUAUCUCUUACCUUCGGGUUUAGAUAUUCUCUUCGUCUCCGUCUAUAUAUCAUUUCUCAAAGUCGACUUACGAAUUUGACUCAGGAGAUAUUUCGUUUGUGAUUUUGUUAAGGCUAGCUUCAAUUCUAUUCAGAUUAAUCAAUGGAUUCUCAGAUGCUCGUGGCGCUUGGACUAUCCCUUGUUGGGGGAUUAAGUACCUCUUUAGGUGCGCUUUUUGUAGUUCUUAGUGAGACUCCCAAUAUGAAGAUGCUUGGACUUCUACAGGUGACGAUGCUACGUCUAGUUUUCCAAUAUUGGUCAAUUUCUGGUACAACAGGGUUCCCGUAAUUGUAGUCUUGUAGAAGCCAUUGGUGGAGUUUCAUUGCUACAUUCUCUUUUUAAUAUUGCAUCAUUGCUAUAUUCUCUUGUCGUCAUGUUUUGUAGGGUGCUAGUGACGAGAAUUUGUGUUCUUGUACCAACAUUCUUUUGGUUUUGCUUCAGGUCUGAUGUUGAGCAUAUCGUUCUUGGAUUUGGCUCAUAAUGCUAUAAACUCUAUUGGGUUCUUUAAAGCCAACCUCUGGUUUUUCGGUGGUGUGAUAUUCUUUGCGUGUAUUACCAAAUUCAUACCCGAACCAACACUUGGUCCUUCUACUGACGGCAAAAGAAGAAAGAAAAAUGGAGACGAGGGAGGUAAAGACAUGAUGAAGAAGCAUCGCAAGCAAGUCUUAUAUAGUGGACUUAUAACAGCUAUAGGCAUAAGCUUGCACAAUUUUCCAGAAGGGAUGGCUGUAUUUCUCGGAUCAAUAAAGGGCAUGCGAGUUGGUGUUAAUCUGGCUUUGGCCAUCGCUUUACACAACAUUCCCGAGGGUGUUGCAGUUGCACUUCCUAUUUAUUUUGCAACAGAGAGCAAAUGGCAGGCAUUUAAGUUGGCAACACUCUCUGGUUUAGCUGAGCCUCUAGGUGUAAUUAUCGUGGCCUAUCUAUUCCCGAGAAGCUUAAGUCCAGAAAUCCUUGAAGGUUUGUUGGGAGCAGUUGGUGGAAUCAUGGCUUUCCUAACAUUGCACGAAAUGCUUCCUUUGGCAUUUGAUUAUGCGGGACAGAAACAAGCUGUGAAAGCUGUGUUUUUUGGCAUGGCAUGUAUGUCUGCGAGUCUUUACUUUCUGGAGCUGAGUUUGCCUGAGACAAUGAGCUUGUAAGUUUAAUGAUGUCAUGUGCAAUAAUUGCCUCCCCCAAAGAGAUAAAUCAGUCUCUGGAGUGAAGUAGUCUCUUUGUAUCUGUAAAGACUGAAAUCUGUAAACAAUCUGACUAUUCAUUUUAAUUCAAAAGGAAUAAUCUCUUUAGUAAACUAGAGUUUUCACAUAAUUUAUAACAAAUGUCACUCUAAAUCUAUAUUUUUUUCAAAUAAUAAUAUUGGGCAAAU
This is a messenger RNA of Arabidopsis thaliana (thale cress), 1577 nucleotides long. RefSeq names its product ZIP metal ion transporter family. NCBI's taxonomy places the organism in Eukaryota, Viridiplantae, Streptophyta, Magnoliopsida, Brassicales, Brassicaceae. Gene Ontology annotation, molecular function: metal ion transmembrane transporter activity. Gene Ontology annotation, biological process: zinc ion transmembrane transport; metal ion transport; transmembrane transport. The coding region runs from base 664 to 1353 and encodes 229 amino acids. The transcript is spliced from 12 exons. Gene Ontology annotation, cellular component: membrane; endoplasmic reticulum membrane. The record is from RefSeq and is marked reviewed.